Molecule: messenger RNA, 177 nt
Organism: Sclerotinia sclerotiorum 1980 UF-70
Lineage: Eukaryota; Fungi; Ascomycota; Leotiomycetes; Helotiales; Sclerotiniaceae
Exons: 2
Coding region: 1-177 (58 amino acids)
Source: RefSeq, a predicted model, not a curated record
AUGCUACAUUUAGAGAUUAGCAGUGACGACGAUCAACCGGUUAGAUUCAAGCGAGCCAACUUGGAAGCAGAAGCAUUUGAGUCACGCAGGAUAAUGAGUUCAAAUAAUGCUAUCAUGACCAUGAAAUCUUCUAUCCCAAAGCUUAGCCAGAACCGAAGCAAGAGCAUCAAAAUAUGA